UGAUAUCAGUUUGUGCUCGCUGUUCGGAGGAUUCGGUCUGAAAUGGAAGUAAUUUGAGGAUAACGUUGAUGUGAGAGUGUCUGGUGCAAUUCGAUGUGUAUUUCAGAUACGGAUAACUUUAGCGCGUCAUAAAACUCAAUGGCACUAUCCGUUCGUGGGUGAAAAUUGGGUUUCUUCCGUGCCUGUGCCCUCUAUAUGCUUGAGUACGUUUUCUUAUAUGGAAAUCUGUUUGUGUUCCCCUCGUGAUGUGAAUAAAAUCUUUUAUCCCAAUUGUGAAUCUUAAGAUUGCAAAGUGUCCAAAUUCGGUUUCGGUGCUCCUCUAUGCUGGGGAUGGACGUUAUGCUUUGGCCUAAUUUAUUUUUGUUGUUAAGUAACUCGUGACGUCAUGCUUCUUAAUUCGCAAAAUAGCCAGCUUCCUAUCUGCCGAGGAUAUCAUCGAGGAUAUCGCCGCCACCACUAUUACUCAGAGUCAUGCUUGUGGAUAACCUUACUAUGGAUUGCCGCCUCGAUUGCGCUUGUGCAAUGCAUAACAUCGUCAAUUCCACCGCCACAGAAGAGAGGAUCCGCUGACACAUCCAAAGACCAUUGCAAUAAAACGGUGGACAUAUAUGAGGAUAUUGCAUCGCCCGAGCUGACGAGCCUGAACCAGGGACGUCCGUUGACUUGUUGGUACCGUUUUCGUAGCCUUCGUGGUAUGCCUCGUGACUGGGUGCUGCGGAUACGCUUUAAGAAAUUUAAAGUAGGAACGCUGAUAAAUGCAACCCACUGUGAUGGUGGCUUUCUACAGAUAGUCGAUGGCAACACAAAAACAGAUGUUUCCAACAGACGUGAUCCUGGAAUGUUUUGUGGCGAAGCCGAACAGCCGCAAACAUUUAUAAGUGAAACAAGUUACGUCAAAGUUCUCUUCCACACGGAUAACUUUACGGAUCAGACAUAUUUCGCAUUCGACACGAGGGCAGAACAACAAAUGGAAGUUUAUUUGCGAUAUGGCCAGCAUCCGGAACUGUAUCCGAAUCGUCGUGGUGAAUUUGUUCAGGGAUCGUAUUGCGAACGAGAGUUUCGUGAUUGCCGCCUGCAAACCUGUUACGUACAAUCACCAGCCUAUCCAGGACUUUAUCCGAGAGCUUUAAAUUGUCGUUACAAACUCCAUACGAGACAGCCAUAUAUCAAACUUUAUCUGCAGAAUGAACAGUUUGCUGUUGAUGGUCAACGGUGUGAAAAUAUAAUGACCUGCCCGAUGAGACCAAUUGGUUCGGGGAAUGAGCAUUGCCCUUACGACUGGUUAGCGGUUUAUGACGGACGGGACGAGCAUUCCCCGCUUAUCGGAAAAUUUUGCGGAAUGGGAAAAUUCCCCUUUAGCAUAAUCGGUACCUCACAGUAUAUGUAUGUGGAGUUUGUGUCGUCGCCGGCGGGGCCUCUGCUAAAUACAGGAUUUCAUUUCAAUGUUGGCAAUUGGCCAGGUCAUGUAGAGGCGCCGGGUGUUAAGCAGGGUGUUUGCAAUUGGCUUUUGAGCUCCGAUGCUCUGAGGGAGUCGAGCUCUUCGGAAGGGAUAUUUUUGAGCAUAGCGCACUGGUAUCCACCGAAUACAUCCUGUAGCUAUCACGUGAAAGGACGAGAUGGAGAAAUUGUUAGACUUUAUUUUCCAAGUUUCCGUAUAAAUCGCAUAGAAGCGGCAGUGCUGAAAUACGAUGGCGACUGUGGUGAGUCCCUGACCAUAUACGAUUCAUCGAAACCAGAUCCUGCCAGAAUUAUUAAAACAUUCUGUGAUACAUUCUCGAGGCCUAUGGAAAAGGUGGACUUUGUCAGUACGAGUCCAUCACUAUAUGUUCGAUUCGAAAGCAAGACAGGAUCGUAUAGUGGAAGCUCAUUAUAUUACUGGGCGCACUACGACUUCUUCAAUAACACAAAAUUCGGCGACGCUGUUCCCAACACGCUGUGUGACGAGAUAUUCUAUGCAUGGAAGCAUCCAGGCGGAAAGAUACGUUCGCCGUUGAAUACUCUUAUUUUCAAGAGGACGGGCACGACGGACGUUCGUUGUCAGUACAAAUUUGUAACAGAUAGUCGCUUACACGCCAGAGCUGUUGUGGAGGUGACGUCGGUUUCGUUCAAAGAGGUACCCUACAAUGUGAAUGUUUGCACCCGAUGUCACGAAGAGCGCGUGGAUAAAUUGGUAAUUUGGGAAGAGAAGGAUCGGAUGCCGCACAAUUUGGCCUGUUUCUGCGACAACAUUCCACGCGCUGUGCGAGUUAUAUCGUCCAGUGACCAAAUGAACUUGGAGAUGAUUGUUCAGGGACAACAUGCUAUCACGAGCUACUUCAAGAAUCCGAAUCCAUUGUUCGAGGCCAAUUACGAGUUUGCCCAUGGGCCACUGUGUGGUCCUAUUUCGUUUGGGCCAUCCCCCGAGGGUGAGCUAAUAUUUCCGUACAGGAAAGCGCUGGGCAUGAUAAAUCAGAAUAACGGCGAACACAAGCGUGAGAAGUGCAUAUGGGAGUUGAAGGUGGCAGGUCAGCGAGAUUUAUGGUUGCACUUGGAAAAGGCACGGUUUAGCGAUAGAACGUGCCACAGCGGGAAAAUUGAAGUUUAUUUGGCCGGUAGACUGGAGCCUCGCUUCAUUGUUUGCCCGGAGAACGUAUCGUCAGCGCGAGACCUUCCUAUUUUAUCAGCGCGAGAAUUAGGAGCUUCCGGAAAUGACCACGAACCGCUCCCUGUCCUCAUUCAAUAUACAGGCGAUGGUCUGGCGGGCAGAAAUGCCUUCCGCCUGGUUUGGACAGAACUCUUUCAUCUUCCACGUAAUCCAGACGGAACGCUAGCAUCAUCAAUGUUGCAGGAUGGAGGCUGCGACUUCAAAUGUCCGGGCGACACAUCAAUUUGCAUACCCAAGCACCUGGUGUGUAAUGGGGUAAUGAAUUGCCCGAACGUCACCCACACUUCUACUCAGGACCAACUAUUGCAGUACGUCGAGGAAAACCUGCUUCGGCUCGGACUUGAUGUCGGAUUGAAGGACACGUUAACCAUUUUAACGGACGAAUCGCCGGAAAUUUGCAUGAAACCUUCGGACGAGAAAACACAUUUCGUUGAACUAUUGUUAAUUGUUGCCGGUUUAACGCUGGCCGUGGUCAUAUUUUUGGCCAUUAUGUGUAGGAUGUGCACCCGUAGACGCUGAAAUGUGCACAUGUACAGCCCCGUAAAGCCUUCAUCACUACCACUACCGAUAUUACAAUCAUCGAAUGUUGUUACUGUAUAGAGGAGAGUCGGGAACGCAAUGUUAUAUUUGGGGGAGGUUGAUAGUCCUGAGGUACAACGACGAAACAAUGGGAGCGACAGCGAGUAACUCGUUUCACAGAAAUAACGCACUCAAAAUGCAUUUCCGGUUACUAAGUUGACAUGCAUGUACGCAUAAAUCUCAUCCCGGACAGGAACAGAAGGACGCGCUCGUUGCUUUCGUUUGCGUCGUUGUGAUGGGUUUUAAAAUAAACGGGCAGACUCUAUUGACCACUAUAAUGUAAUUUGUUAAUUUUUAAGAGCAAAUUCAUAGAGACGUUAAGUCAGCAUGUUAAGAAUAAUUGUAGUGUUAAGGACAGGAAAAGGAGAUGUACUGAUAUGAUAUUAUAUGUAUGCACAAACUUGCAUUCCAGAACAACACACGAGUAUUUUGUACUCGGGCACAAAAUUAACGUAUUUUGUUAUGUAUCAAUUGGCACGAACUAGUAAGGCGACAUACAUUGUUUUGUAAUAAGAAGAGAAGCUAUAUUUGUGAAAAAUAAGACAACAUGGGAGAACUUCACAGUGCCAUUGAGGUUUAUGAGUUUUGGAUUAAAUAAUAUAUUAUGAAAUUUA
Molecule: messenger RNA, 3837 nt
Organism: Hermetia illucens (black soldier fly)
Lineage: Eukaryota; Metazoa; Arthropoda; Insecta; Diptera; Stratiomyidae
Exons: 9
Coding region: 386-3163 (925 amino acids)
Cellular component (GO): plasma membrane
Source: RefSeq, a predicted model, not a curated record